CCGGGCGGCGAGGUGCGCUUCCACUUCCUGGGCGGGCGGCGCGACGGGGCGCGCGUGCGGGACGCGCUGGCUCGCCUGGUGGAGCGCGGCCGCCUGGGCAACGUGUCGCUGGUGCCAACGCAGCUCGCCUUCCGACAGGAGCCCACGCUCCUCUUGCAGAGCGUGCGCGUGAACCACGAGCGCGGCGUGGUGCGCGAGGACGACGAGUUCAUCCUGGCGUGCGUGGCGCAGGGCUCGGCGCGCACCACCUUCCGCUGGUACAAGGACGGCGCGCCCGUCAACCACAGCCGCGCGCUCAGGCGCGUGUGGACGCAGCUGCUGCCGGCCGACGCGCAGGACCAGUACACGGCGCUGCUGGGCGUGGAGCGCGCGCACCCGCUGGACGAGGGCCGGUACACGUGCCAGGUGACGGACUGGGGCGUGCAGCAGUGCCGCUCCCUGCGCCUGCAGGUGCUCACCCGGCCGCAGGUGCGCCUGCUGCCCAUGAGCGCUACGCUCGAGCGGGGCGACGACGUGAACAUCAAGUGCAUGUCGCCCAACGACCAGCGCCUGGAGAAGUUCGGCUUCAACUGGACCAAGAACAAGGCUCUGUUCCGCAUGCGGCCGGGCAGUGAGUUUCGAAGUCUUACUUUGGGCUUCGAAAUGACAACAGGGUCUGCCACAUUACAUGCCUUACAAAUCUACCUUUACCGACUGGUAACUCAUGGCCAGAUACUACCUGGUGAAGGUGAAAUGGUGGUAGAACUACUUGCAGAAAUUCAGAACUACCUCAACAUGUCUUCUGCUAGUGAUGAAAUUCUCAAUUCUACUCAUACCUUCUUUCAUAUUAUGAGCCUUCUACUUGGUUCCCAGUACUCCCUUAUUAAUCAA
Molecule: messenger RNA, 870 nt
Organism: Gryllus bimaculatus (two-spotted cricket)
Lineage: Eukaryota; Metazoa; Arthropoda; Insecta; Orthoptera; Gryllidae
Source: the annotation of a GenBank genome assembly